GUCUCGCCAGCCCGGCAGCAGCGCUCGGCGGCGAGGGUGGGGAGGGGGAGGCCGGGCGGGGCGAGUCUUAAAGGGCCCGAGCAUGCCGCUGCUUUUGUGACAGGGUCCUUUGAUCCCGAGGAGCCGCGCCGCCUCCGGCUGAGGCAGGCAGUUGUCGCCGGGCGGAGAGGAGGAGGAGGAGGAAGACAUGCGCCCGUUGCCACCAUGGAGAUAAAAGACACGGGCAGCGUGGUCCUGACAGCCUACCACUCUUACACCCCAGCCCGGCUGGAGCCCAGCUUCGCUCCGGAGAGCCCCCCCAGCCGGUCGCCUCUCAGGAAAUCUCUUCCUCGAUGCCAAAGAAUUAACAGAAUGCUGUCCAAUGAAUCCUUGCGGCCUCCAGUGUACAGCCGCUCCAAUUCUCAAGCCUCUGUUGACAGCACUUCUAUGGAAGAUUUCUGGUGUGAGGUAGAAAAUAUCAAAGAGAACACAGAAGAUAGGCAAGAUGAGCAAACCCUAUUAGAUGUCAAGGCUCCGGACGAAGGGGAGCUGGAAGCUGAAUGGUUGCAAGAUGUCGGUCUGUCUACAUUAAUAUCAGGCUCUGAAGAGGAAGAUGGAGAAGCACUGCUGUCCACGCUGACCCGCACUCAAGCAGCAGCAGUGCAAAGGAGAUAUAACACCUAUACUCAAACCAUGAGAAAGAAGAAUAAACAUGCAGUCAGAGAUGUGCGUGAUAUUUUUGGUAUUCAUGACACUCCUCCCACAUUUGAGGCCAUACCAGUGUCACCUGUUGCAACCAAUGGCAUCCAACUUCCUGCACAGAAACCAGGUUGGGAGAGGUUAACUGUAAGUACACACUAAACAAACUGCCUAGAAUGUGAAUUCGAGAAAGAUAGUCAGUUGGUGAAAGAAGAGCUAUCUUUUGAGGUCUCCUUCUCCGAAUCAAUUGUGGUUAUUCCAAAGCACAGAGAAUGGCACAAAAACCAAAGAUUAAGAAAGGAUGAAUCUUCCUUGCCUAACUUUACGAUUAGGAAAAGCCGUUUUGGACUGACGGAAGUUGGAGAUUUGUCUCUUGAUGACAUGAAGAAAAUUCGCUAUCUCUCUCUGAUUGAGCUAACAGCCUUCUAUGAUGCUUUAGGAAUAGAGCUGAAGAGGAACCGAACAGAAAGAGUCAAAGGACGAGAAAAUGGCCUUUUUGGUGUUCCACUAGCAGUCCUGCUGGAAAAUGAUCAGAAGAAGAUUCCUGGAAUAAAAGUUCCUCUCAUCUUUCAGAAACUGUUGCUCAAGCUUGAAGAGACGGGUCUGGAAACAGAAGGAAUUCUUCGAGUGCCUGGAUCUGCUUCAAGAGUUAAAAGCCUUCGCCAAGAAAUUGAAGCAAAAUUUGAUGAAGAUACAUUUGACUGGGAUCAGGUACGCAACAAUGAUGCAGCAGGUCUGCUGAAGAUGUUUAUACGAGACCUUCCAAGCCCACUCUUCACUGUGGAAUAUCUGCCUGCUUUCAUCACAUUAGUGGAAAAAAUCUCCAAAGUCAAAUUACAGCUGCAAGCUUUGCAUUUGCUGAUCAUGUUGCUUCCCGAUGCCAGCAGGGACGCAGCCAAGGCCCUUUUACAGUUCUUGAAGAAGGUGGUUGCAAAUGAAAGGAAAAACAAAAUGACUUUAUGGAAUGUAUCCAUGAUUGUUGCCCCAAACCUCUUCAUCUACAAAGGCAAACGUGCAAACCAAGAAGAGAUGCUAGCAGCAGCCACUACAGCACAUGUCGUGAGACUUUUGAUUAAAUAUCAGGAUAUCCUGUGGAUGGUUCCAACAUUUCUGAUAUCUCAGGUGAGAAAGAUGAACGAAGCUGCCAUAAACAAUACAAAGAGACAGCUGAUGUUUGACAAGGGUGUGCGAAGGCUAUUGAGAAGAAAAACUAUGGAACGGGAGAGGCCUGAAAGAACAGAGUCUGAUAUACCAGAAGGGGUGAUAAGAGUUCAUGCUCCAUUGCAUUCAAAAGUCUCUAUGGCAAUCCAGCUGAACAAUCAAACAAAAGCCAAAGAUAUUCUGGCACGGUUUUACUGUGAAAACAGCCACGGAUCAUCAGAGAAGAUGCAGAUUCAAAGUUUACAUGAAAUCGGAGGAAAUAUAGGACAGCACUGUUUGGAUCCAGAUGCUUACAUGCUGGAUGUUUACCAUGCAAAUCCUCAAGCGGAAUGGGUGAUAAAACCAAAAAUAAGUUGAAACUUGUAAAAAGACACCUUGGCAAAUCACUUCUGAAAAUGCCAAAAGGAUGGUUGAAAAGCUUCCACAUGAAGAAGAGCCAUCUUGCUAAGGAUGAAACCAAAGUAGUUGCUACUCUGCAUGAUCUUCUGAACAUAUUUUAUAAUAUUGUCCCUUCCAAUGCAUCAUACAACCCAACCUUAGGGUUUGUUAUAAUAAUUUAUUUUGAAAUGAGUACAUUUUAAUACUGGUUUUACUGGUGCCUGUUUCAACUGACAUGAAGGAAUAUAGAUAGAACUUUUUGUUUAACAGAAUAUAAAAACUGGAUUUUUUCCCCUAUCUUGCCACCUGCCUUUUAUAUGGAAGAAAUUCUGAGGCCUCCCAGGAGACAAAGGAUGAACCACUAAUAACAAGAUAGUCAAAGGAAAAGAGGAAGUAUCAUUCAAUAUGGAAAAAGGCAGUGCCAAAAUUCUGUGACAACUCAUUCAUGUUGAAAGGAAAGCUUUUAUUGUCAAAUGUUAAUACCUGUGCCUCAGUUCUUAUUACUACUGCCAAUGAGAAGGGGGAAACUACUAUGUAAAGGCAUUUUUUUUUACUGUUAAUUUACUGUGCAUGUAUAUAAACAUAUAGGUAUUCAGCAUUUUAAUGGCAUUUCUCUGACUUUACCAAUGUUCAAAUUAAUGUGUAACAAAUAAUACAAGUUGAUUUGUAACACAUUCAUUUCACAUACUGUGCUAUUGAUUGAGCUACACGUGAACCACUUGGAAAGAACUAAAUGAUAGAUGGAGGCCUUGAUUGUUCAUGAAAUUUUCAAGUCUGCUUUAAAAAACCAGCCAUACUGUUAAGCAUUCUCAGCCUAUGAGAUGUGAUGACUUAUUUGAGAGGUGCCCAUUCGUCCUUUUAUUUCUUUUCCCUUUUAAUUUUGAACCAACAGCGUUUAAAACAAUGGCUUCUCUUUCAUGUUUAUAGAAAUAUGGAGAAGUGAUCUUAGAUUCUUUUAAUCAGAGCCUUAAUGACGUGUGUUUUUAGUAAGAGGCAUUUUAGACCAUUGGUUUUCAUCUGUUGGGUCAGGGCCCCAUUACUGCAGAAGUAGAUGUUUCAGAUUGUAGCUCUCAUCAGCCACUCCCAGCAUGAUCAAUAGCUUAAGGAUAAUAGAAGGUGUAAAUUUCACAUUGGCUACCCCUUCACUAUCAGGUCCCAGCCUGAUCUAAGAUGGGUCACAACUGCAGCACUAUCACCAUACAAAUAUAUGGAUAAAAAAGAGAAAUGAGUCCCCAGACACAUGUUGGUAUUAAAGGUCCCAGGUCUGAAAACAUUGAAGGCUAUUUGUAUAAACUUUGGGGAAAUCCAGACAACACUGAGCACUUUUAACUGGAGAAUUGAGUAUGUGCUUAAAUCUCUUGCAUAACAAGAAAAAGAAAAGUGCCUAAUGUUGGCUGAAUUAGGCCUUUAAUUAAGUUGAAUUAAAUAGAUUUAGGGAGAAGUCUGAGGCUAGUUCUGCAGCAUGAAUCUAUAUUUCCAUUUUUAUUCCUAUCUGUAGAAAGAUUUUUGUGGGUUUUUUGGUAAACCUCAUAAGAUGCAAAGCAGAAUCUCAUUUAAAUUCAAAUACUUACUGCACAGUUAAUUCAAUGUGGUUUGGGUUUCUCUUAAAAAGCUGGGCUGUGGGCCAUGGAAAGGAAGAAGGGUGGGUAUUUUGAGCUAUAACUAGUACUAACUCAAUGGGCCUCGGCAUAGUUUUUUUCCGGAUGGCAUUGAACAAUGGGAAUGCCAUUGAUUUCAUUAAAUGAAAUCAGUGUAGCAUAUAUUGAUGUAGUCACUUUUGGAUAUAGGGGGACAGUUCAAAACAUUUAGAGGGAUAUUAGGCAGAGAUGGCACAAAGUUUACACCCCAUAGGCUGUAUCCAGUGCUGCACCAGCAGGACUCUGCUUAUGUGCUGAUUUUGAAGGCAUGCAGGAGUUGGAGGGGACAGAAGAGAAAGCUCUGUUGUCUGCCCAGGAGUGAGUGGAGAGCCUGUGAUUGUACAAAAACAUAAUAAAUGUCUUAAAAGGCUUAUCAGCCUUUCAGCUAAGAUCAAGUACUGGAACAUUCUAUAACAAUCAGUUGCUCAUGUCUUAACAGUGCAAACUACCUCAUUGUAUUAUUUUUUUUAGACUAAUACAUGUUCAGCACCUUUGCAUUUAAUCCAAAAGGACCCAAAUACCCAGUCUGCACUGAUCCGCUCUUCAUUGGGGUGGGUGGAUUUCACCAACCGCUUCCCCACUACAUGUGAUCAGUGCUAACUAAACUUCCCCUCUGGGGGUGUGCAUACAACGUGGGGGCAAAAUGUGGGGACAUUCAGCUUGUGGGUUCUACUUUCCCUUCACUACAAGCUUACUGAGUUAUUAUUAAUUUUUAUUUGCAUGUAUGAACCUGUGCUAAAUUGCCACAGAAGUGAAAGGCAAGGUUAAGAGAAUGCAUUUUCCGCUCUUGACUCUACCUUUCCUACCUGGUCUUUUUUGAUGUUCAUGUGUUAUAAGCUUAUCUGUGUGUUUUUAACAGCCGAAGCUCUCUUCCCUUCAGUGUCAUGAAGUGCUAUCUGGUUCACACAAUGGUUGUCUUUUAUCUAACUAUCCAACUUUCAAUCAGCUGGAACUAGAUCAGUGUUUAUUUCCUGUGCCACUAUUUACCUCUCUGCACAUGACCAAGUAUUUUCCACCAGUGCUUCUUUCCAAUGCUUUCCAUUUCAGUUUGUCAACCACUCAUAUCUGUAUGGUCAUGGAAAGAGCCAUCUUCCCAUAUUUUUCUUUUCACCCAAUGGAAGAUCAGAACCCAGUUUCUCAACUGAGCCAUUCGCUUUCCACAACAGGAUCAGAGUCAAGAAGGGGUAGCACAACUGGAAAGGCGCUGUGCCAACCACACUUGCCUCUUCUAACCUACCCCACAGUGUAUCAGAAACUACAAAACUUUCCUCAGUGGAAGACAGACACUGGGAUGGAAGUAAACAGAUACUGGAGAGCUCUAGCUGUCAAUUUGGUCAGCUCUUAAGCUGCAAAGGAUACUCUCCCAUUGUCAGUGGGAGAGGUGGGCAAAUUAUUCACGUAAUCAAGCCAACUUUGUUCUUUUUAUAAACACUAGCAGCCUUGUUUACCUGGCCUUGCUUGGGAAUUCUGAGGAACCCAAAAAAUCACUGCAGUUCUGACAUCAGUGGUUAAAAUAAGUGCAGUUUUAAAAGGUUCAUGAGGGCAUCUUGAUUCAUCUAACAUGGAUGAAAAAGCCUGCUCCUUGAUCUCAGGAAGCAUCAUGCAAAAUUUGGUUACAAUAUCUUAACAACUUUCCAAAAUUCAUAGUAGACACAUACACCCCUUUAAGUUGCAAGCAAAGAGUAUCACUUGUACCAUAUAUUAUCUUAGGUGGAAAGUGAAACUGGGCUCUGGGGUAAUGUUCCUAAUGGUGCUUAUCCCCACAACCCAAUUUCCCCCCACCUAUCAUAUAGGCCCCAGAAUAGAGAGACGCAAACAAAAAGCUGCUUGCUUCCCUUCAGCCUAGCUGACAGCAGGUACAGCUAGUGACCUGCACCUACACACUGCUGUUGUCCUGGCUGCAUGAAGGCAAGUGUGCAUUGGCUGCUCUUUUCCUCCAAUUCGUUUGACAGAAGGCAAGGAUGCCCCCCCCAACCCAGAUUCUAAUAUUUGUAUAGCUGCAGGAAUUCCCUUCUAUUGCAACAUCCAUUUUUCUAUUAUAUAGGGAGUGGAAACUAUCAUUCUGCAGUUUUUAUGUGUGUGUUUUCCAUGGUUAAAUCUGGACUUUAGCUAACGUUUAACGUGUUAAGUGUCUUAAGUAUUGUACUAGAUUUAAAAAACCAACCUCUGCACUUUCAUUUCUGUUCAUACUGAAUUCAGCUGGAAGCUAAUGUCAGAGGCAUAUCACUUUUUAAAGCAGUCCUUAAAAAAUAAUAAUACUCUAGUAGUAUUUAAACACUCCUUUAAAAUGAAAUCUGUUAGCAUUUGUUUUCAUUGACCAUCUGUUGUGAAUGUUUGAUUACAGCAUUCUGACUAAACACAGAGGAUUUAGAAAGUAGAGCAUGUGUGUACUUAAUUCAGGAAAACAAUUAAAAUGCUAUCAACUAAACCUCUUACAUUCUUUCUUGCAUCUUGUAUUUAAAACAUGGCUUCCUGAAAAUGAGUGACUUAAAAGUGAAAUGCAUAAAAAGAACUUGAUAUAUAGGCCUAUUUAGAUUAAUCUUGUAUUCCUAAACCAAAUAAAUAAGAUAUUUUGUUGUGU
Messenger RNA from Podarcis muralis (Common wall lizard), 6435 nucleotides. The record is from RefSeq and is a predicted model, not a curated record. NCBI's taxonomy places the organism in Eukaryota, Metazoa, Chordata, Lepidosauria, Squamata, Lacertidae.